AUGUAUGUUCGUUAUGAAAGAUCAGGAUGGACUGUCCAUAUGGUUACCCCUGAAGCUGCAAAAACUGUCUUCAAUGCGACAAGAACAUUCCCUAAACUUAUCGAUGAAAGUGUUUCAGAAACAUUGAUAAACAAGAUCUUGGAUUCUCCUAAUGUUAUGAACUUGAAUGUACCUCGUUGGAAGGACCACCGUUCGGUAGUAAAUCCAGCUUUUAAUCGUGCUCUUCCUAUUCAACUUUUUGGUGAAACAACACAAAAACUUUUCCGUUUAUUGGAUAUUGAUACUGAACAAUGUGGAACUCAUACUCCUUUCAAAGUGGACGUGGCUGAUGUGAUAUUCCGAUGGUCACUUGAUGUGAUGGGACUUGCUAGUUUUGGUUUUAACUUUGAAGGUUUAAGCAAGAAGGAAAACCCCUGGGCAAAGGUAUACAAACAAUUCGAUAAAGAUGUCAAGGUCUCUUUCUUCUCGUUAUACCCCAUUUUGGAUCAACAGCUUCGAUGGCUCUUUAGAACUCGACAAGCAGCUCAUGAAAACUUGGAAAGAUACCGUGGUAUGGUUUCUAACGUGGUUCAGGAAAAACGACCUGAAGGAAUCGAGAAUGAUAGUGAUGAUGACCACAAGAACGAUGUUGAAAAGGAUUUACUGACCUUGAUGAUUGAAAGUGAAUUACGUGGUGAAGGUGCUGUAUUAUCCAAUCAAGAACUUGUCAAUAAUCUUUGUAUUUUCUUUGCUGCUGGUCUGGAUACUACGGCAAACGCAUUAUCUUUUGCUUUGUUCUAUCUAGCCAAAAACCCUGAUAUUCAAGAAAAAGCAAGACAAGAAGUUAUCCGUGUCCUAUGUCCUGACGGUAAAGAACCCACUGAAGAUGUACUACCGACGGCUCAACAGACAAAGGAAUUACAAUAUAUUCUUCAAGUUGUCAAGGAAACUCUACGUUUUAAUGGUUCCGUUGCUUGGCUGGUCACUCCACGCGUAGUUGCUCAAGAUGAUACCGUACUUAUGGGUCAACAUAUACCAAAAGGAACCUCCGUAUCUGUCAACAUUUAUGAUCUUCAUCAUAAUCCUAAUGUAUGGAAGGAUCCUGAAGUUUUCAAUCCUGAUCGAUUUGCUCCUGGUGGAGAAGCCGAUAAUCAUCCUAAUGGCACUGCAGCUUGGAUUCCAUUUGGUUUUGGUAGUAGAAAAUGCAUCGGCUACAGAUUUAGCAUGGGUGAACAAGUUGUUUUACUAUCCAUGCUAUUGCGGAAAUACAUUGUUACAUUGCCAAGUGACACCAUCCACAAGGAACACAUCAUCACUAAUAACGUGCAAGUCAUCAACCCUGUUAGUAUGGAAGUCCUCUUCAAACGACGAUAUUAG
Halteromyces radiatus is the source of this 1356-nucleotide messenger RNA. Its product is annotated as cytochrome P-450 cyp509A1. The coding region runs from base 1 to 1356 and encodes 451 amino acids. The record is from RefSeq and is a predicted model, not a curated record. The transcript is spliced from 8 exons. Gene Ontology annotation, molecular function: heme binding; iron ion binding; oxidoreductase activity, acting on paired donors, with incorporation or reduction of molecular oxygen. Lineage: Eukaryota; Fungi; Mucoromycota; Mucoromycetes; Mucorales; Cunninghamellaceae.